Messenger RNA from Mycotypha africana, 867 nucleotides. RefSeq lists its product as uncharacterized. Gene Ontology annotation, molecular function: guanyl-nucleotide exchange factor activity. The annotation marks the transcript as partial. NCBI's taxonomy places the organism in Eukaryota, Fungi, Mucoromycota, Mucoromycetes, Mucorales, Mycotyphaceae. The transcript is spliced from 4 exons. The record is from RefSeq and is a predicted model, not a curated record.
GUAGAACCAGUGCAACGUAUUAGUAGAUACUCGUUGAUGUUGAGGGGUAUCCUUCAACUCACCCCAGCAGAACACCCAGAAUACAACGGCUUACAAGCAGCAUGUGAAAAGGCAAGGGAAAUUGCAACGUUAGCGGACGAUAAUCCGACAAAAACGGCAACCAUGUUUUUAAAUCUAUACCAAGCAAUAAAGGAUUCACCAUGUUCUUUGAUAAAUCAGAAAAGACUCCUGAUUGCGCAUUUAGACGCUAUUGAAAUACACCGAGUUACUAAUAAGCCAACAAGAGCAGUAUCCAUAUUUCUGUUUACAGAUAAAAUUUUGGUAGCAAGCCGCUCUUCCAUUGAUUCGAAGGAGAUUAAUUUGGACCAAAUAUUGCACAAUUCCAACCCUUCUGAUAAACCAACUUUGAAAUUCAAAGGCUGGGCUGAUGUGGAGAGCAUUGAAAUGUUCGAUGGUGUUCCAGUGACUGUAUUUAGGGAAUCGUAUCAACGAACAAGAGCUCUCAUGAAAAGAUACGACACCUUCAACGAUAAAGUCUACUACAAGCUCUGGAGCGGUGUGCCUACUUUCUGUAACGUUUAUACUGCAGAAAGUUAUAUGAAUGCCAAAUACAAGAGUGAUACAGCGAUUAUUUACGUCGACCAUCCACAGAUAGAAACAGAAGAAGUCUUUUCGGAUUGUUCACCUCUUUAUAGCCCUUGGAUUGUUGGACUUAUACAACCCGAAGAUAUGAAGGGCUUUCGAUUUCAGGUUUGCACAAGGGUCAAUUUUCCAGCUUACAAAGCCUCUCGUUCAGCUUCAAAUUUAGCUGAGCAGACUAUUGAUUUCGAAAACAUAUUCUGGAACAAUCGUAAGUACAUUCCAUAA